AUGCUCCCCCGAGCAAUUCGGCCCGCGUCGCGACUGCCCGCCCAAGCCGUUGCGGUCUCUGCUCGCACCUUGACGAGCUCCACUUCGGCCGGCCCCCAGAUGGCCCCGAGCAUGUCGCUCGUCACAUCGUCGGCGUACUGCACGCGGUUCAACAAACCGCCUCUAACACAAGACCACCCCGGACGGGCACAAAUACACACUGGGCAGUCGCGAGACAGCGGGGCGAAGCCUGUUGAGUUUGUUCCAGAGAGCAAUAUCCGUGUCUUUCGCUCCGUGGACAACUGGAGGGCAUUCCAGGAUGAGGACCGUGGUCGAUCCUUUGCCCUCGUCCCGACGAUGGGUGCGUUACACGAAGGCCACAUCUCCCUGAUCCGGGCCGCGGCUCGUGACAACGAGCACGUGGUCGUCAGCAUAUACGUUAAUCCUGCGCAGUUCGGGAUCAAAGAGGAUCUAUCUAGCUACCCUGUAACAUGGGACCAAGACUGCAAGCUUCUAGUCGAGCUGAACACGAAGCUGAGGCAAGAGGGCUAUGUCGGACAGGUCUCUGCGAUAUUUGCGCCGACGACCCCGGAGAUGUAUCCGUCUGGGUUCCCUGGCCAGGAAAUAGACUCCAAAGGCAGCUUCGUGACCAUUACUCCCGUGGGCGAGGUUCUCGAAGGAGCUAGCCGGCCGACCUUCUUCCGUGGUGUUGCUACUGUCUGUAUGAAGCUGUUCAACAUCAUACGGCCGAGCCAUGUCUACUUUGGCCAGAAAGAUGUCCAGCAGACAGUGAUCAUCCGCAGGAUGGUGCAAGACUUUCGCAUGCCGAUCGACGUAGUAAUUGGCCCUACCGUGCGUGAGUCUGACGGCUUGGCGCUUAGUUCUCGUAAUGUCUAUCUUGGGGAGCGAAGACGGAAGGUCGCGACUGUGUUGUCCCGCGCACUCAGGGCAGCCGAGGGCAAGUAUCUCCAGGGCGAGCUUUCUCGAGAAGAGAUCCUUGGUGCCGCCAAUAAAGUGGCAGCUGAUAUGCUUGAAGUACAGAAACGUUUAGCCCCUGAAGAGAGGGUUUUGUACGAGGUAGACUAUAUAUCACUUGCCAGCCCCGAGACCAUGGCCGAGCUGGAUAGUGUGGAUCCGAAUACAGGAGGCAUUCUAAGCGGUGCGAUUAAGAUGCUGCCAGUCGAGGCUCCCAGGCAAGGGGAAAAUUUGGGUCACAGCGGCGGCCCGGCUGUACGACUGAUUGAUAAUAUCAUUCUAAAGCCACAGGUACCACAGACAGAAGAGCAACCAUCUGCCGCCCAAGAAAUCCCCAAGGAGGCUCAAGAUCCCCUCGAAAGGAUAGGCCUUCAAGUAGCCACGGAAGGAAAGGCCUAA
Phaeoacremonium minimum UCRPA7 is the source of this 1353-nucleotide messenger RNA. RefSeq names its product putative pantoate-beta-alanine ligase protein. Gene Ontology annotation, biological process: pantothenate biosynthetic process. Gene Ontology annotation, molecular function: pantoate-beta-alanine ligase activity. Lineage: Eukaryota; Fungi; Ascomycota; Sordariomycetes; Togniniales; Togniniaceae. The coding region runs from base 1 to 1353 and encodes 450 amino acids. The transcript has a single exon. The record is from RefSeq and is a predicted model, not a curated record.